CAUAAAGAAAAUAGCUGUCGGAAUUCGGUAACCGAAACUCAAAAACUUGAGGGUUUUGUUUCUGAUUUGAACCUUCCGAGGUUUCUGACAGCAUUAUGUUGAUUAGUAAUAACAUGAUGCAGUGACUGAUCCCAUGUAUGGAAUAAAUUGAGAAGAUUGGAAAGUCCAGAUUCCCUCUAGAUGUUAAGUGAUUAGAAAGUUCUUGAUGGGGGCAUUUCUGAGUUUUGCUGGUAACAGGUUCAGGGCAAGUGAGUAUGGUGAGGUUCCACAAAAGGAAACCUGCAAGAGGCAAAGGAUGUCAUCAGGUUUUAAUGACGAGAAUCCGAGACUGAUUCCCAGUCUUCCUGAUGAGAUAUCAAUGCAGAUUCUAGCUAGAGUUCCCAGGAUUUGUCACUUAAGUAUUAAGAAGGUUUCAAGGAGCUGGAAAAUUGCCAUCACAAGUCCUGAACUUUUCAAUUUGCGAAAAGAGCUUGGAAAAACAGAAGAAUGGCUUUAUAUAUUGACUAAGGUUGAUGACGAUAAGCUUUUAUGGUAUGCAUUGGAUCCUUUGUCCAGAAAAUGGCAACUGUUGCCACCAAUGCCCAACUUUGCUUACGAAGAAGAGUCUAAGCAGGGGUUAUCUGCUGUUUGGAUGUGGAAUGUGGUCGGGUCAAGUAUUAAGAUUGCAGAUGUAAUCAGGGGCUGGCUUGGAUGGAAGGAUGGAUUGGAUCGAAUGCCCUUUUGUGGUUGUGCUAUUGGGGCGGUUGAUGGCUGCCUCUAUGUAGUAGGUGGAUUCUCUCGAUCUUCGGCCAUGACGUGUGUUUGGCGAUUCAAUCCAGUUCUAAAUGUGUGGAGUGAAGUGAGCUCUAUGUCCAUUGCUAGGGCAUAUUGUAAGACAGGUAGCUUGAACAACAAGCUUUAUGUCGUUGGAGGGGUUAGUAGGGGUCGUGGUGGUGCUCUGACUCCUCUACAAUCUGCUGAAGUAUUUGACCCUUACACUGGGGAGUGGUCACAAGUCCCAAGCAUGCCAUUCUCUAGAGCUCAGGUCUUACCUACUGCUUUUUUGGCUGACAUGCUGAAGCCUAUUGCCACUGGGAUGACUUCAUACCGGGGAAGGUUAUGCGUGGCACAGAGUCUGUAUUCCUGGCCCUUUUUCGUUGAUGUUGGAGGAGAGAUGUAUGAUCCUGAAAUGGAUUCAUGGGUUGAAAUGCCAAAUGGAAUGGGAGAGGGUUGGCCUGCGAGGCAAGCAGGGACCAAAUUGAGUGUUGUGGUAGCCGGGGAGCUUUAUGCAUUGGAUCCCUCUAGUUCUCUAGAUAGUGGUAAGAUUAAGAUAUAUGAUCACCAAGAGGAUGCAUGGAAAGUUGUUGUAGGGAAGGUUCCUAUUCGGGAUUUCACUGAUUCGGAGUCUCCAUAUAUACUUGCUGGUUUUCUAGGGAAGCUUCAUGUCAUUACGAAAGAUGCCAACCAUGAAAUUGCAGUUCUGCAGGCUGACCUCCAUAAUGAAAUAAGUUCGUCUCCCUCAACUUCAUCUUCCUCAGAAAGAACCACGGGUGAAACUUUCCCUGCCUGUGGUUCAUCAAUGCCUUCUGAUUUGGGCCAACUGUGUGACUCAAUGUCACAAGCGGAAACCAAAGCCUGGAAGGUUAUUGCCACUCGGAAUUUUGGGUCUGUUGAGCUGGUCAGCUGUCAAGUACUUGAUAUCUAACAGUAUUAGCAAGGUUACACCAGGACUUGAUUGUAUAAAGAGAAAGUCAGAAGUAGUUUCUGGUGACCAUUUCUGGGAAUUAUGAAACUCAUAGUAGUACUCGUGCUGUCACUGGAUCAUUGCAAGGAGGGUGGUUAAUGAUUUUAAUGACCCCUGCUGAUACAAAUAGGUGGACUGCUCAAGUUUAGGAGUAAUCCCUUUUGAAGUUUCAUUACAAAAUUCAGAUGUGACAUCUUAUUUGAUGCAUAUGAAGAAGGUUGCUUUGUCUAUGAAUUCAGGGUCUUGCUGCACGAAUUGAUUUGUAAGAUGUUAAUGCAGGUAUGGUUUAUUAAACUUCCCUUAGUGGCAGACUUUAUCUCUCAUCAAGUCAUCAUUUCCUUGAUUGGGAAUUGGCAAUAUUAGUUAUGUAUCUUCUCCUUUCUUGUAUCCAAGUAAUAAAAUUCUUGCAAGAUGAAUGAAAAAUAGGUUUGUAAAGAGGGAGAACUACGUUAAUGCUGCACAACUUGCUUC
This is a messenger RNA of Telopea speciosissima, 2194 nucleotides long. RefSeq names its product F-box/kelch-repeat protein At1g22040-like. The transcript has 2 exons. Lineage: Eukaryota; Viridiplantae; Streptophyta; Magnoliopsida; Proteales; Proteaceae. Gene Ontology annotation, molecular function: protein binding. The record is from RefSeq and is a predicted model, not a curated record. The coding region runs from base 206 to 1684 and encodes 492 amino acids.